AUGCCAUCAACAUGCAAAUCAACAACACCAGCGUGGAUAGCAACUACAUGGAACCCAAGUCGCCCAAAAAAUAAAAAAACGCAGCGGCUCGAAACCCACCGGUGA
Penicillium digitatum Pd1 is the source of this 105-nucleotide messenger RNA. The record is from RefSeq and is a predicted model, not a curated record. Lineage: Eukaryota; Fungi; Ascomycota; Eurotiomycetes; Eurotiales; Aspergillaceae.